Phanerochaete carnosa HHB-10118-sp is the source of this 435-nucleotide messenger RNA. RefSeq lists its product as uncharacterized. The coding region runs from base 1 to 435 and encodes 144 amino acids. NCBI's taxonomy places the organism in Eukaryota, Fungi, Basidiomycota, Agaricomycetes, Polyporales, Phanerochaetaceae. The record is from RefSeq and is a predicted model, not a curated record. The transcript is spliced from 3 exons.
AUGCCACAAAGCUAUAACUUGAUGCCUCAGUGCAGCUCGGUCCAUGAGACGAAGAAGGCAGGAGGUUAUAACAUUCCACCUAGUGUGUUCCAUGAUGUACGCAUGACCACUGCGAUGAUCAAACGUGAACUCAUUGCACUGUACUACCAAACUGGCGUCAAGAUCUUCCUCAUGACAUUGUGUGGCGAUACCUUCCACUGUGCGAAGCCUCAUCUAUUCUAUACCUCGGAAAUAUCUGAACAAUUCUUUCAGAUGAGCUUCGGCGUCGAGCUGGGAGACUGGGUGCAAAAGCUUGAGUGUUACAGGCUCGGAAAGGUACCAGGGGUGAAAGAGAAGACUGAGGCCGAUCAGGCCGAGCUCAGAAAGCACAUUGCAGCGAUCACCUUGAGCAACCUGCGUAUGAUUCUCUUUGUUCCAGAGUGCUCACCAAGCUAA